ACCGUGUUUUUUUCUAAGUUCGCAAAAAAGCACUUUCCUUUCUUUACAAAUCACAAAACAAAAACGCGGGGAGAAUAGAUUAUAGAACAUCAUCAACACCUAAAUCAUCUUCAAAGAUCUUCUAAUUUCUUUCACAUUUCUACUUCUUCUUAAUUUUGGAAUUUAAUUAAUUCCAACCUUUCUUUUAUUUUUCACACCAUAUGCAUUUUCUUUUAUUUUCUUCCCUUAUUUAGCUUCUCAUUUUUCAAUUCUCAACUUGUUCUAGCUUUUUAUAUCUUUCUCUAGAUUCGCCUCACUCCAAUCAAUCACAAACAAAAAAUUAUCUUCAAGCAAUAUUAUUAUUUUUCUUUUCCCACUUUGGGAAGAAUAUAUUCAAUCAAAUCUUAAUCUUUGAAAUUUUUCACUUUCUCUCAUAUUCCAACUUCAUCUCCCCCCUAUUUAUUUUCUUGAAAGAAAAAAAACACAAAAGGAAAGUUUCUUCUUCCUCUCUUUCAGAAAUAACUAGCUAUCAUAUAAAAUCCAUACCCAAAAUUUUAUAUAUUUAUAUUUCAUGGGUAUAGUUUUUGACAUAAAGGAAAGUUUUUAAAUUAUUGGAGAUAUUAUUUUAUUUUAUUUUCUAUAAAAUAAAUUUUUAUCUAAAUUAAAUUAAAGUCUUAUUCUAUUCAUAUAGUUGCCAUAUAAAAAAGUUUUUCAAAAAAAAAUAUUUUAUUUUUUUGUUAAUAAAAAUAAUAUUUUUUUAUUGAAAAAUAAUGGAGUUGAGUUUAUUUUCAAGAUGGGUUUUUGUGGUUAUGAUGAUGAGAAUGAUUGGUAUGUGGUGGAAGGAGUUGGUGUGAAUUGGGGAACACAAGCAACACAUCCAUUGAAGGCAGACACAGUUGUAGAAAUGUUGAAAGAUAAUGGAAUACAAAAAGUGAAAUUAUUUGAUACAGAUGAUGCAACUAUGAGUGCACUUGGUGGUUCUGGAAUUGAAGUUAUGGUUGCUAUUCCUAAUAAUCAAUUAGCUGAAAUGAAUAAUUAUGAUCGUGCUUUGCAAUGGGUUCGAAAGAAUGUCACUCGUUUUACCUUCAAAGGUGGAGUCAACAUCAAGUAUGUAGCUGUUGGAAAUGAGCCAUUUUUGAAAUCUUACAAUAAUACAUUAUUGAAUGUAACCUUCCCUGCCUUACAAAACAUUCAAAAUGCCCUUAAUGAAGUUGGAUUAGGUGACUCUAUAAAAGCCACAGUACCCUUAAAUGCUGAUAUCUAUGAAUCUCCAAUUGAAAAUUCUGUUCCAUCAGCUGGAAUAUUUAGGCCAGAUUUAAUUGGUCUAAUGACACAAAUAAUCCAAUUUUUGAACAAAAAUAAUGCACCAUUCACAGUCAACAUUUACCCUUUUUUAAGUCUUUAUGGAAAUGAAAAUUUUCCAUUUGACUUUGCAUUUUUUGAUGGAAAUUCAAAUCCAAUAAAUGACAAUGGAAUUUUAUACACUAAUGUUUUUGAUGCAAAUUUUGAUACUUUAGUCUCAGCAUUAAAAUCAAUUGGAUUUGGUGACAUGCCAAUUUUUGUUGGAGAAGUUGGUUGGCCCACAGAUGGUGACAAAAAUGCAAAUAUUGAAAAUGCAUUAAGAUUUUAUAAUGGGCUUUUUCAAAAAAUUGCAUCAAAUAAAGGUACACCUAAAAGGCCUGGUUACAUUGAAAUUUAUUUAUUUGGAUUAAUUGAUGAAGAUGCAAAAGCAAUUGCUCCUGGAAAUUUUGAGAGACAUUGGGGAAUUUUUAGUUUUGAUGGUAAACCAAAGUUUCCAAUGCAUAUUUCUAGUCAAGGUCAAAAUAAAUUAUUAAUUGGUGCAAAAAAUGUGUAUUAUCUUGAUCCAAAGUGGUGCAUUUUUAAUCCAAAUUCUAAUAAUUUAACCAAGCUUGCUGAAAAUAUUGAUUAUGCAUGCACUUAUGCUGAUUGCACCCCCCUUGGAUAUGGUUCUUCUUGCAACAAUUUGGAUGCUAAUGGAAAUGCUUCUUAUGCAUUUAAUAUGUAUUAUCAAGUGCAAAAUCAAGUUGACAUGGCUUGCAAUUUUGAAGGGUUGGCUAUGGUUACUACAAAGAAUAUUUCAACUCCUACUUGUAAUUUUAUUAUUGAGAUUAACCCUUCAUCUUCUUCUUAUUUGUUUCCAUCAUUGGUUGCUUUUUUGUUUAGUAUGCUACCUUUGAUUUUAUUGUGGUAGGUUUGUUUUUGUACACAUAUUAUAGGUGUUUGUUAGUUAUUUAAAUGUUGGUCAUCAAAUCUUGUACUUUGAGAUAGUUUGGAAGAUAUAAUUUUGAUGAAUAAUUUUAUAGACUUGAAUAUUUA
Messenger RNA from Cicer arietinum (chickpea), 2316 nucleotides. RefSeq names its product glucan endo-1,3-beta-glucosidase 8. Gene Ontology annotation, biological process: carbohydrate metabolic process. NCBI's taxonomy places the organism in Eukaryota, Viridiplantae, Streptophyta, Magnoliopsida, Fabales, Fabaceae. Gene Ontology annotation, molecular function: hydrolase activity, hydrolyzing O-glycosyl compounds. The record is from RefSeq and is a predicted model, not a curated record.